UCAUAAAAAGUAGAAAGAGUAUUGUUUGUUUGCACGGGUAUCCGCUCACGAAGAGUGUGACCAAAGCGAUGAGUGGACCUCUGAAGUCAAAUUUGUUUUUCUACAGGGUCUUAAAGCUUGUUUUGGUGAUAGCACUGUUUACAUUGCCCGAGUACAGAGUAUCCGCAGUAACCUGUAGUUCCGGUUGGACCAAGUACGGAGAGAACUGUUACCGACUGUACACGUCAAAACUGCCGUGGAUGAACGCCCUGAAGGCGUGUCAGGCCGUGGGUAGUAGUCUGGUGGACGUAGGCUCAGACGGGGAACAGACCUUUGUACACAACCUCGCCAGAGGGUACGAGUUUUGGAUCAGUGGGUCAGAUUCCUCCACUGAGGGUCAGUGGCUAUGGUACGGAAGCAUUCAGUCCUGGGGGUACACCAAAUGGAACUCAGGCGAGCCCAAUAACGCUGGGGGCGAGGACUGUGCCAGUUUACUGAGCGGUGGACGGUGGAACGAUUACCCAUGUAGCCGAAGCAUGGCCUACAUCUGUGAACAAACAACUGCACUGGACGCCUGUGACUCCACGUGGAGUUUUAGGAACGGUAGAUGCUACAAGCUGUUUACGUCAAAAGUCACGUGGUCAAAUGCGUUGAAGACCUGCCAGGCCAACUCAGCUAACCUGGUCAACAUUGCUGAUUCCGGCGAAAAUGCUUUUGUCUAUGGCCUUCUGAGAGGUGAGAGCGUGUGGAUGGGAGGGUUUGACGGACCGACGGAGGGGUCGUGGGCGUGGUCCGGGGGAGUUUUCACCUGGAGCUACACCAACUGGAACUCAGGCGAGCCUAAUAACUCUGGGGACGAAGAUUGCAACAUGAUGUAUUCUAGCAGUGGAAGAUGGAAUGAUGGGAGAUGUUCGGGCUCGCUGCAGUUUGUAUGCGAAAAAAAUACGCCACCAAUUAAUGGUGGAUGGGCGGGAUUCGGUUCAUACGGCGCAUGCUCCAAAACCUGCGGGGGAGGUACUCAGACGAGGUCAAGGACGUGUACAAACCCCGCCCCUCAGUGGGGAGGAGACAACUGUCCCGGAUCUUCUACGUCAUCACAGGCUUGUAACACCCACAGUUGCCCAAUUGACGGAGGCUGGGCUAGCUGGGGGAGUUACGGAUCCUGUACUGUGACGUGUGGAGGAGGGACUCAGCAGAGGUCACGCACCUGUACUAACCCCGCCCCCCAGUAUGGCGGGGCUAACUGUCCGUCGAGCAGUACAUCGUCACAGAGCUGUAACACCCAUAAUUGUCCAAUUGAUGGUCAGUGGACCAGCUGGGGUUCAUGGGGUUCAUGCUCAGUCAGCUGUGGAGGCGGAAGUCAGUCAAGAUCAAGGUCAUGCACAAACCCCGCCCCCCAGUAUGGAGGCAGUGCUUGCUCCGGCUUCUCCUCUACGUCACAGGCCUGUAACACACACAACUGUCCAAUCAAUGGAGGCUGGGCUAGCUGGGGGAGUUACGGAUCCUGUACUGUGACGUGUGGAGGAGGGACUCAGCAGAGGUCCCGCACCUGUACUAACCCCGCCCCCCAGUAUGGCGGGGCUAACUGUCCGUCGAGUAGUACAUCGUCACAGAGCUGUAACACGCAUAAUUGUCCAAUUGAUGGCCGGUGGUCAAGUUGGGGAUCCUACGGCACAUGCUCAGUGACCUGUGGAGGCGGAACUCAGUCUCGUUCUCGUACCUGUACGAGUCCAUCCCCCCAAUAUGGCGGCGCUUCCUGUCCUGGGGCUAAUUCAAUGUCUCAAAAUUGCAACACGCAGGUUUGCAUAAUUGACGGAAGUUGGGGAGCUUGGGCAACGUGGGGGUCUUGUACAAAGACCUGUGGGGGCGGAAGAAGGUCGCGCUCACGAUUUUGCACCAACCCAAGACCGGCUAAUGGCGGAUUAGACUGCCCAGGGAGCUCAGCUGAUUUUGACGAUUGUAACACAGGGUCAUGCACUUCUGUAGCCGCUGGAACAUAUCAACAGUUAUGUCCAACCGGUUUCUUCACCUGUCAAUCUGGUGGUAUCACGUGUAUUCAGUCGUCAUUCCAAUGUGACUGCUCAUCAGACUGUGACGACGGAAGUGACGAAACAGCGACGUACGCCGGAUGUACCAUGCCAGACACGUGUGAAAACGGGGCUAGCCGGUUUGCCAUCUCUUUGCCGAUCCUGUUUGGAACAAUUCUGAGCGGUCUCCUUGCCGUGGUUUUGUCUGCUAGAUGACUUGAACUUUAAUUUGUUAUCAUGCUCCAUGUAUAGACAUUAAAUUUUAGCAUCAUCAAAAAAAUAUAUAUCAUUGAUUUGACAUUUUGAUAUUUUAUAGCAUGUCAGUUUUAUUAAUUACAUGUUUUUGUAAUUCUGCCCAAUGUAUAGAUAAUGUUUAAUGUGUCACCAAACGACUUCAUUGAAAUAAAACUAUAUUCAUCGCA
Molecule: messenger RNA, 2428 nt
Organism: Magallana angulata
Lineage: Eukaryota; Metazoa; Mollusca; Bivalvia; Ostreida; Ostreidae
Product: SCO-spondin-like
Exons: 17
Coding region: 69-2222 (717 amino acids)
Molecular function (GO): protein binding
Source: RefSeq, a predicted model, not a curated record